Hipposideros armiger (great roundleaf bat) is the source of this 608-nucleotide messenger RNA. RefSeq names its product cytochrome P450 3A12-like. The coding region runs from base 150 to 545 and encodes 131 amino acids. Gene Ontology annotation, biological process: oxidative demethylation; steroid metabolic process. Gene Ontology annotation, molecular function: testosterone 6-beta-hydroxylase activity; iron ion binding; heme binding. The transcript is spliced from 4 exons. The record is from RefSeq and is a predicted model, not a curated record. NCBI's taxonomy places the organism in Eukaryota, Metazoa, Chordata, Mammalia, Chiroptera, Hipposideridae.
UCAAGCCCCACCCCCUUUUCCAGCACAUAAACAUCUAGUCUCACUGAAUAUCCACUGGAGAAGGGAAGUUUUGCGUGCACAAGCUAGCAAAGACUAGCAACACUGCUGAAAGGGAGCCUCAGAGGAGAGGAUCUUGGAGGAAAGUGACAAUGGACCUGAUCCCAAGCUUUUCCACAGAGACCUGGGUUCUCCUUGCUGCCAGCCUGGUGCUGCUCUAUCUAUAUGGGACCUCUACACAUGGAUUUUUUAAGAAGCUGGGCAUCCCUGGGCCGACACCUCUGCCUUUUCUUGGAACUGUUCUGGGCUACCGUAAUGGUUUUUGGGAUUUUGACAAGAAAUGCUUCCAAAAGUAUGGAAAUAUGUGGGGGUUCUAUGAUGGUCGACAACCUGUGUUGGCUGUCACAGAUCCAGACAUGAUCAAAACAGUACUUGUGAAAGAAUGUUAUUCUGUGUUCACAAACCGGCGGGUAGGCAUCCAUUGUUUUAAAUUUAAAAUGUGUUUAUUUAUUUGUUUGUUUGUUUAUUUAAUUUUAAUUUUGAAAUAAUAAUGGAUAAACAGAAAGUUGCCCAAAACUCCAGGAAGGUCCCAUGUCAUGUACCCUUAUUCU